ACCAAGUUAAUACCUGUUUUGAAUGUUCUCCUUGUUCACAGGACGAGUUCCAUCCGUUCAUAGAGGCCCUGAUGCCAUUUGUAAAGUCCUUUUCGUAUACUUGGUUCAAUUUACAAGCGGCCAAACGGAAAUAUUACAAGAAACACGAAAAACGGAUGAGUCUCGAGGAGGAACGCCACACUAAAUAUGAACUCCAGAAUGAAAAAGCAGAGGUAAAACAAAAAUGGGCAUCGCGGCUGCUAGGGAAACUCCGCAAGGAUAUCACGCAGGACUGCCGCGAGGACUUCGUGCUGAGCAUCACGGGGAAGAGGCCAGCUGUCUGCGUGCUCUCCAACCCUGACCAGAAGGGGAAGAUGAGAAGGAUAGAUUGCUUGCGGCAGGCUGAUAAAGUAUGGCGCUUAGACCUAGUAAUGGUGAUACUAUUCAAAGCUAUUCCUCUGGAGAGCACGGAUGGCGAGCGCCUGGAAAAGCACCCAGAAUGCACGCAGCCAGGCCUCUGCGUGAAUCCAUACCACAUCAACGUAUCUGUCAGAGAAUUGGACCUGUAUCUGGCGAACUUUAUAAACAGCUAUGGUAAUGGGAGCGACGGUCUACCAGAUAUUCUUAGCGGGUCGCUCUCCCCUCAGACUCCUAGGGACAAAGAGAACGAACACGAGGCUAAGAGCAAAGGCUAUAGUCACAAUCCAUACAACGGUGUAAUAUGCAACGAUAUUAUUUUAGCGACUGGUGUCUUCUCGUCCAAGGAGUUGUGGAAGCUGUCUAAAGCAUCAAUUCUUCAAGAGACGGGGUCAGAGUCUCCGAGUGGCUCCGGAGGCGGCAUUAAGCUGGAGUCAGGGUAUUACUGUGGGUACAACAGCCCAGCGCCGCCCGCCUUCGAGCCCCCUGCUGAGAGAGCCACCCCGUCCGCCAUGCUUGUUGGACAGUGCUAUAGUAUCCCCCACAGCUCAGCAGGCCUGUCUGCUCAAUCACCAUUGGUACCUUCGAACACAAUCUUCUACCAGCAUGCAGCACCACCCACCGACACACAUCCCACAACAUCUGAAGCGCUGUCCAGCCAGCAUGCGAGCGGCAAGUAUGACGGCGCGCCACAAGACUCGCUCGGAGACUUCGUUACUUUCGUCUGCCCUGAUGCGACUGUCACAGAUGUGCAGCAGUUGCAGGUGCACAGUCUUUCGAGAAGUCCAAAGCCACCAUACUUCAGCAGCUCGAUGCUUCCUCCACCGCCACUUCCUCCGAUGGCCAGACCUGUUGCCAUUAUCAGAUCCACAGCUAGUGAGAUGGUAGGCGGUAGUGUGGUGGGUGGCGGGGGCACGUCGCCGUCGUCCCCCGAGGUGCGGUCGCCGCCCGCGUCCCCGCGCCGCCGCUCGCCGCACCCCUACCGCACUGACUGCCAUCCACCUAUCUCACACUUCAACCAUUUCCACUCGCAACCACAACAGGUCUUCAGCUAUGCAAGUUCGCUGGGUGGCGUCGGCUUAGGAGGCGGGGUAUCAGGAGUGGGGGCUGGUGGGGGAGCGGUGAUGGCAGGAGCUGGUGGGGUCUCACCCCCAGGUGGACUAGGUCUCUACGCACCACGGGCCUCUGCGAGAGCUGCGCCUAGGUGGGUUUUAGAGGACUUGGGACCGAUUAACAGAUGGAACGCACCAUUCCCAACGUUGGAAGAAGAGUUCAACAUAAUGACGGCGCCACCAGGACCUGAUCAUGUAGUCCUGCUGGAUGAUGAACGCUUCUUCCAAUCAAGUGUGAUUACAUCGGAAGCGACUGCGAUGGACACGACUGGCUCAACCGUCGGAUCGGUCGUCGACACAUCGGACGACAUCGCGCCCGAUAAGCCGGCGCCCGACUUGCGUUCACCGUGA
This is a messenger RNA of Spodoptera littoralis (African cotton leafworm), 1859 nucleotides long. NCBI's taxonomy places the organism in Eukaryota, Metazoa, Arthropoda, Insecta, Lepidoptera, Noctuidae. The record is from the annotation of a GenBank genome assembly.